AUGGUCAAAGGAAGCGGCGGCGGCUCGCAGGCGGCAAGCACCGGCGGCGGCAGACCGAGCCGGAGUCGCAGGCGGCGGCAGGAGGGACCCAAGCGCAGGCGGCGGCGGGAGGGACCCAAGCGCAGGCGGCGGCAGGAGGGACCCAAGCGCAGGCGGCGGCAGGAGGGACCCAAGCGCAGGCGGCGGCAGGAGGGACCCAAGCGCAGGCGGCGGCGGCCCAAGGCAGAGGAGGGACCCAAGCGCAGGCGGCGGCAGGAGGGACCCAAGCGCAGGCGGCGGCAGGAGGGCCCAAGCGCAGGCGCAGGGAGGCAGGCGGCGGCAGGAGGGACCAAGCGCAGGCGGCGGCAGGAGGGACCCAAGCAGGCGCGGCAGGAGGGACCCAAGCGCAGGCGGCGGCAGGAGGGACCCAAGCGCAGCGCGGCGGCAGGAGGACCAAGGAGGAGGGACCCAAGCGCAGGCGGCGGCGGGAGGACCCAAGCGCAGGGCGGCGGCAGGAGCCAAUGCGCAGGCGGCGGCAGGAGGGACCCAAGCGCAGGCGGCGGCAGGAGGGACCCAAAGCGCAGGCGGCGCAGGAGGGACCAACCGCAGGCGGCGGCAGGAGGACCCAAGCGCAGCGGCGGCAGGAGGACCCAAGCGCAGGCGGCGGCGGGAGGGACCCAAGCGCAGGCGGCGGCGGAGGGACCAAGCGCAGGCGGCGGGGGAGGGACCCAAGCGCAGGCGGCGGCAGGAGGGACCAAGCGCAGGCGGCGGCAGGCAGGAGGGCGCAGGCGAGCCCAAGCGCAGGCGGCGGCAGGAGGACGAAGCGCAGGCGGCAGGGACCAAGCGAGGCGGCGGCGCAGGAGGGACCCAAGCGCAGGCGGACCCAAGCGUAGGGACCAAGCGAGCCCAAGCGCAGGCGGCGGCAGGAGGGACCCAAGCGUGUGA
Molecule: messenger RNA, 924 nt
Organism: Penaeus vannamei (Pacific white shrimp)
Lineage: Eukaryota; Metazoa; Arthropoda; Malacostraca; Decapoda; Penaeidae
Source: RefSeq, a predicted model, not a curated record